Molecule: messenger RNA, 4413 nt
Organism: Neoarthrinium moseri
Lineage: Eukaryota; Fungi; Ascomycota; Sordariomycetes; Amphisphaeriales; Apiosporaceae
Exons: 2
Coding region: 1-4413 (1470 amino acids)
Biological process (GO): regulation of ARF protein signal transduction
Molecular function (GO): guanyl-nucleotide exchange factor activity
Source: RefSeq, a predicted model, not a curated record
AUGCCCUUCCUACGACGCCGCGGCGUCAUGGCCAGCGAGAACGACAUGCGGCGACACACCCUCAUCGACCCGGGCUCAGGUGCGACCUCGGGCCCUGCUUCUCUCAGGGCCAAACAGGCCGCGCCGCGCAAAUCGCUGGCCGACGACCUCCUCAGCCCCAACGCAGCCAUGGCCGGUCCCGAGUACGACGACGGCGGUCGAAUCGCCAAGACCACCACGAACACCAGCGUCAGUGGCAGUGGGAGGGGAACCGCCAAUGGCGAGCACUCCUCCAUGGAGGAAGCCAACAUCCCGUCCAUGUCUACGUCCAUGUCCAUCGGGCGGCCGAGCGAAGACCCCUUUGACCGCCCGGAAUCCCCGCCCAUCCAGGAGCAAACGCCAAAGCAUCGCCGAUUCUCCAUGUUGAGGUUUCGAAAUGCCUCUGACUCCCAGCUGUCCACGCGAAUGCGACAGCAGCAGCUGGCCGAGAAACCUCCGCCCAUGCCGCAGCUCCAUGCGAACCUGCCAACAGCCCCAGCUAUUAUCACCACGGCCCCUACGAUAGACUCCACCCAGAGCCAGAAGAAAUCGCGAAUCAAAUUGCCCAAGAUCCGCCGGUCCGGGGAGAUGACGAGACCGGACGAUGGGGGCAAGCUUAAGCUCAUUCCUAGCAAGAAGGAUAGGAGGAAAUCCAUGACUGGCCUAAUUAGAGAGGAACUGUCUUCUUCAGGCGCGAGUACGGGAAGCAAACACACAGUCACAUUUCAGGAGCCGCGGCCUCGACCCUUGACCUCGAACUCGCAUCCCGGGCCUCCUGCGUGCGGAGAUGGCCAGGGCUCUGCUCUGGGCCUGCCAGCGAGCCGUCUAUCCGAGUCGGAGCGAUCGGAGGCCAGCUCUGGGGAUCACAACGGGGCCCAUGGCGGCAGUACCACGAGCGCCCAACCGGCGUCCUCCUCCUCCAGCAAUUUCUUUCGUCUCCCCCGCCGGAAACAUAAGCAACCGGAGUCCAUGUUUCCUCUUGGCCAUCUCCCGCAGAGGAGCAAAACGCCAGUGCUCCAGCCGACAGCAUCCAGUUCGUCGCUCACCAAUACGUCCCGACCCUCGACGGCACAAAGCAGGCCAACUCUCGUCGCCUCCCCGUCUCACGGAGCAACUCCGAAGGGUCCUUCGUCUCCAGCCACGGCACUAUUCCGCCCGGCUUCCCGGAACUCUGGCCAGUCGUCGCCUACGCGAGCUCACCUCGCUCUGAGAGGGAGAUCAUCCACCAUGAGCUCCCUCGGACGAAAUUCCGGAGAAGACCCACAAUUCCCAGGGGCGACGCGCACCUCCUCUUCGACAGGUCGCAAGAGCUUCGGCGAUCUCCUUGGGCUGAGUAGACUGCGCCAGAAUCCAGACAUGUCACGCCAUGGCAGCUUGACCCCGGCAACGCCAGGCUCCAGCACGUCCAAGAACAACUCGUUACAGCUCCCAAGAGAACGGGAGUCGGUCGUGCUACCGGAGCGCCGUGAAGACGAUACCCCAGCCAAGUAUCUCGCUCGUCUCGAGGAUAUGCUCAGCCGUGGGGUGAUUGCUAGUGCGUUGUCCAAAGGCUCAGACCCCUUUUCAGCAGCAGUCUUGAGAAGUUACAUGCGGACGUUUGGCUUCUUUGAGGAACCAAUGGAUAUGGCGAUUCGAAAGUUACUCAUGGAGGCUGAGCUUCCCAAGGAGACUCAGCAGAUCGACAGAUGCCUGCAAGCUUUCGCGAACCGAUAUCACGAAUGCAACCCCGGCAUCUACUCUAGCCCUGACCAGGCAUACUUUAUUGCUUUUUCCCUGCUCAUCUUGCAUACCGAUGUGUUCAACAAGAACAAUAAGCACAAGAUGCAGAAGCCGGACUAUCUCAAGAACACGCGCGGCGAAGGCAUCUUCGACGAUGUGCUUGAGUGCUUCUACGAUAAUAUCACAUACACACCAUUCAUACAUGUUGAAGACGAUUUAUCCAUCAAUGGGGAUCAAAUCGGUGGUCACAAGUCGAGAAAGAAGAUCAUGUUCAACGGCAACGGCACUCCAGAACCACCUAAAAGAUCGAAGGAUCCGAUCGAUCCCUACACGAUGAUUCUGGAUGGGAAACUUGAUUCGCUGAGGCCACCCCUCAAGGAUCAGAUCCCUCUAGAAGAACACUACAACUAUAUGGGCACCGUCAAGGAGCUGAAUGUAAGGGAGCUGCAGAGAACGUUCUUCAAGACUGGCGUACUGCAGAUUGUCUCUGCACGGUCGAGACCUGAUGCCUUCAUUAACGAGAAGACUUUGUCUAAUCCCGAGGAAGCCAAACCUGGCAUCGUCGACAUCAAGGUCACCAAGGUUGGCACAUUAUGGAGAAAAGAUGCCAAGAAAAAGAAGACUAGAUCCCCCUGGCAGGAGUGGGGCGCCAUCCUCACAGGAGCCCAGCUCUACUUCUUCCGGAAUGCCACCUGGGUCAAAAGCCUCGUGCACCAGCACGAGCAGCACGUGAAGUCGGGGCAUGACGGCAUCCCACUGAUCUUCAAACCGCCCUUGGAAGAGUUCAAACCUGAUGCCCUCAUGUCGACAGAUGGUGCAGUCGCACUGUUUGAUCAGUCCUACAAAAAACAUAAAAACGCGUUCAUUUACGUCCGGCAUGGCGGCCUCGAGGAAGUCCUGCUUGCUCAUGACGAGAACGACAGGAACGAUUGGUUGGCCAAGCUGAACUAUGCUGCCGCGUUCAAAACGUCUGGGGUCCGGAUGCGAGGAGUUGUGGGUGGCAACUAUGAGGGUCAAGGUCGCCGGGCAAUCCGGAGACUGGACAGCAGUGAAGUCACCCAGGUUGUCCAGACGCCUACGGGAGAGGUUAGCAUCAACCGGAGCCGCAUCGACCAGCAGAUGGCUAGGGAUAUCCUCUCGGCUCGGCGUUACACGAUGAAAGAUCGAAUCCAGGAUGCGGAGGAGAAGCUCCAGGCAGCGCAGAAGCAGCUGGACACGCAAUUGCGGAAUGCCCGACACCUCUUGAUACUGUCACCCAUCCAAGAGAAGACGCGCGAACAAGUCCGCGCGGGUGCUGCGAAGGUUAUUGCUCAGCUCAAAUGGUCACGGGCAGAGAUGUGGAGGCUGAGGUGCCACCGGGAUAUUCUGCAGUUGGAUUUGGAAGAGGACAAGCAACUCAACGGUGACCUGGGAGAGAUGGAGACGGUAGCGGAGCAUCCAGCUUUGACCCACAAGGAGUCCAAAGCAAGCUCUCACUUGACGCAACAGCAGAGUCCACGGUCCCCUGCGCCUUUGUCACUGACUCUCUCUUCUGGCUCACUCGGACAGGCAGACGGCGAGUCUCCCGUCACCGAAGUCUUCCAAACACCACCCACCAGCGCAACGGCCUCGACCUUCCAGAAGCCGUCAGGCGCCAAGGAUGCCAUGGCGCUGCCUCCGGAUCAUCCAACCCUCAGGAAACCCUCCGUUUCCAGCAUCGCCUCAUCGAUCCCCCAGGCUCCGUCCUCACCACCUAAGCAAGCCACUAGCUCUGUGCCCGGCCCAGAACCAAACCAAUACGAUGACCAUGAUGCGGUGGACGCUGGCGAACGACGAGUGUUGGAGCAAGCAGGGUUGCUUGAGAUUGAGCACUCGCGAACACCCGACCGGCCAAGCUCAUCUGCCAAUGGUCCUGAGGACACUCUUGACCGGCACAAGCGAACCAGUGUUUCCGCCUCUGAUAAAGAGAAAGCAGAUCGAAGCAAACUACGGCGCAGCCUUCAACGCACUCUUAGGGAGAGUACGGGACACCUCUCGCAUCACCGGAGUCGGAGGGGCAAGGAUUCCGCUUCGAGCGGCGCGUUGUCUGACGACGUCGCUCGUGACGAUGUCUUGACCCGAGGCACUGGAAGCUUCACGGUCCAUGGAAAGAAAGCCUCUGUGAUCAACUUCAGCUCAGACCUACAGGGCAUCUCAUCCGACGAGCGCAUUCGUCAACGAAAGCAGCCCGUGCCAGACGAGCCUGUGCUCUCCCCUGCCAGCGUCGACGAUGACUUCCACUCCGUCCUCGGAGAGCCAGCUCUGGCGAGAGAAAGGAGAGAGUCAGCUGCGAGUGCCAGCACCGCCACCGCCAGAUCCUUCCGUGAGCUGCAUCGAAAGUACUCAUCGGCUCAGAAUGUUCACAGGAUUGCCAGCGGCGGAUUGGUCGUGCCCUCUGACGACGACAGCGACGCGGCCAUCAGCUUUUCUGAUGGACACCGCACACCAUUACCACCACUGGAGGACGGGUCCGGCGGUGAGGAGGAGGAGGAGGAGUCGGGACGCUCCAGUGCGCCACCAACCCGUCAAUCCCUGUUCUUCACGCCGGAGCCGCCGGGCUCGCCGGUCAACGAAGUUGAUGAGGAUGAUGACAAGGAGGAAACAAACCAACAAGCCCAUGAGCGCCUGAGCCCGCCUGUUCAAACUGUCAACGCAUAA